Empidonax traillii (willow flycatcher) is the source of this 1513-nucleotide messenger RNA. It is a transcript of the gene PSKH1, whose product is annotated as protein serine kinase H1. The transcript has 3 exons. Gene Ontology annotation, biological process: protein phosphorylation. The coding region runs from base 251 to 1507 and encodes 418 amino acids. The record is from RefSeq and is a predicted model, not a curated record. NCBI's taxonomy places the organism in Eukaryota, Metazoa, Chordata, Aves, Passeriformes, Tyrannidae. Gene Ontology annotation, molecular function: ATP binding; protein kinase activity.
UUGGAUGCAGAGUUCUAAACUCCUUCGGGGCGUCCCUUUAAAACAUUUCUUAUUUCUCCACCUGAUUCUCACGAUGGAAAAGCAGCCAGGCUUCCUUUUCUGCCGUUCAUGCUGAGGAGCUGGGUGGAGAGGUGGUGCCUGAGUGGGGAUUCACCCGGUGAUGGUUCAGAUGUGGGAAUUGUCCCGGAUGUGGCUGCUGCUGGUGCUCCCCUGGGAACAUGCCUUGACAGGGAAUUAACACCAGUCAGGGAUGGGCUGCGGGACAAGCAAAGUGCUUCCCGAGCCCCCCAAAGACGUGCAGCUGGACCUGGUCAAGAAAGUGGAACCCUACACGGGCCACAGCGACAUCUACAAGCACUUCAUCAGGGAUGACUGCGGGGCUGUCAUCAAGGCCGGCUCCCCCUCGCCCCCUCACCCCGCCAACCCCUACCCCGGCCACGCCCUGCCCGCCCACCAGCCCGAGCCCCGCAAGAACAAAGUGGCCAAAUACCGCGCCAAGUUCGACCCCAGGGUGACGGCCAAGUACGACAUCAAGGCCCUGAUCGGGAGGGGCAGCUUCAGCCGCGUGGUGCGGGUGGAGCACAAGGCCACCAAGCAGCCCUACGCCAUCAAGAUGAUCGAGACCAAGUACCGGGAGGGCCGGGAGGUGUGCGAGUCGGAGCUCAGCGUCCUGCGCCGGGUGCGGCACACCAACAUCAUCCAGCUCAUCGAGGUGUUCGAGACCCAGGACCGCGUGUACAUGGUGAUGGAGCUGGCGACGGGCGGCGAGCUGUUCGACAGGAUCAUCGCCAAGGGCUCCUUCACCGAGAGGGACGCCACGCGCGUGCUGCAGAUGGUGCUGGACGGCGUCCGGUACCUGCACACGCUGGGCAUCACCCACCGGGACCUGAAGCCGGAGAACCUGCUGUACUACCACCCGGGCACGGACUCCAAGAUCAUGAUCACGGACUUCGGGCUGGCCAGCGCUCGGAAGAAAGGGGAUGACUGCCUGAUGAAGACCACCUGCGGCACCCCGGAGUACAUCGCCCCCGAGAUCCUGGUCAGGAAGCCCUACACGAACUCGGUGGACAUGUGGGCGCUGGGCGUGAUCUCCUACAUCCUGCUCAGCGGGACGAUGCCCUUCGAGGACGACAACCGCACCCGCCUGUACCGGCAGAUCCUGAAGGGGAAGUACAGCUACUCGGGCGAGCCCUGGCCCAGCGUGUCCAACCUGGCCAAGGAUUUCAUCGACCGCCUGCUCACGGUGGACCCCAGCGACAGGAUGACGGCCCUGCAGGCCCUGAAGCACCCGUGGGUGGUCAGCAUGGCGGCCUCCUCCUCCAUGAAGAACCUCCACCGUUCCAUCUCCCAAAACCUGCUCAAGAGGGCGUCUUCCCGCUGCCAGAGCACCAAGUCGGCGCAGUCCACCCGCUCCAGCCGCUCCACCAAGUCCAACAAGUCGCGGCGGGUGCGGGAGCGGGAGCUGCGGGAGCUCAACCUGCGCUACCAGCAGCAGUACACGGGCUGAGCCUCU